AUGACGACUAAUAUCUGUCCAGCGAUCUCUCACGGUCUCACUGGCCUUGGAGGUUGGCCGGAUCAUGGAGAGCAGGAGCUUGCAAUGUCCCCCUCGUCCCAUGGCCAAACGCCAGCUCAGCCACCACGUGGAUUUCCUCCUUCAAUCCAGGGCCCUGCCGUGUGGUCUGCGGAAGAUGAUGUGCUUUCUCAACCGCCAGCUCUUGAACUAGGACAGGCGGGUAUAGCUGAGAUAGAACAGGCCCUCAAGCACUUCCUCGGUCUCGGACUAGACGGAAACGAAGUAAGCAAUGAAAAUUUCCCUCUUCCUAUCUUGGGUUCUCAACUCAGGGAUUGUGCGGUCAAUAUUCACCGAGGAAGCGGCAUCUGUGUUGUCCGAGGACUUGCACCUGAAAAGCACUCGGCAGAAGAUAAUACCAUCAUAUUCCUCGGACUCGCCAGCUACAUUGGUGAUCAAAGAGGAAUGCAAAAUGCCAAGGGUGCGAUGCUGAGUCAUGUGUACGAGUCCAAGUUCUGGACCGUUCCCCGCGCAAAGCGUCAUGGAAUCCACACAAACAAGGGUCUUCCUUUCCACAACGACAUGGGAUGCGAGAUUCUGGCCAUUCAUAUCCGCAACUGUGCCGCUCAGGGCGGCCAAACAAGUGUGGCAUCGGCAGCAGCCGUGUAUAACGCUCUGAUGAGGAUCCAGCCUUGGGCAGUACAUGUAUUGGCAGAACCUAAGUGGCCUAUACAAAUAAGCACAAGACCAGGAGCUGCACCAUUUGUUCUCGGCCCGCUCCUCGGAUUCCAAUCAGGGAAUCUUGUUAUGUCAGUUGAUCCGGGUCGUAUCGGACCUCAUCCGGCCAUGGAGGCGGGUAGAAUUCCCGGUCUGCUCCCAGCACAGAAGCUAGCCUUGGCAUUGGUACAAGACACAGCCGCGGCGCAGCAGAUACGACUGCCCACACAGCAGGGUGACAUGAUAUUUAUCAACAACUGGAGUGUCCUACAUGCGCGUGAGCCUUAUGAAGACAGCGACUCUGCUACGCGACACCUUGUCCGUCUCUGGCUUCGAAAUUCAGAACUUAGCUGGGAGGUGCCUAAGACGAUGAAGACACCUUGGGAAGCGUCAUUCGGGACAAAGGCGAAGAAGAUAGUAAAUAAGCAGUACCCCGUGGCGCCCAUGCCGGAGUAUGUGGAACCAAAGUUUAGCAAUGGUUCAGCCGCCUUCGUCAUAGAGAGUGACGAGGGCGAGUGA
This is a messenger RNA of Xylaria bambusicola, 1233 nucleotides long. RefSeq names its product Clavaminate synthase-like protein. Gene Ontology annotation, molecular function: oxidoreductase activity. NCBI's taxonomy places the organism in Eukaryota, Fungi, Ascomycota, Sordariomycetes, Xylariales, Xylariaceae. The transcript is spliced from 5 exons. Bases 1 to 1233 code for a protein of 410 amino acids. The record is from RefSeq and is a predicted model, not a curated record.